AAUUCAUUUAUUUUAAUUAAUGUUUUUCCAUCCUCAUUUGAAUUUCAAUUUUAAUGCGUAACAUAACAUCAGUAGGACCCACUCUUCUGCACGAAAACAAUUAUCAGCGGCAUUGCUCAAAACGGAACACAAGCAUAAACACCAACGCAUUUCUCCUUCUACCUUCUUCCUUCCGUUUCUCUUCAAUGCUCAUCUAGGGUUUCCACGUUUUCUUCAUCCUUCAACCAUUUGCUUCCAUUUCCCGGGUGCUGGUUUUUCUUACUAUGGGUUCGUUACCUGGCACUGGUGAAAUAGUUGAAGCAACGGAGGAUUGGAAUAUAGGGAAAGGUGUUGUAAGGAUUUGUCAGUCUGAGAAAAAUAAGAAGCCUUUGGUACUGAACCUGGGAUACAAGGAUAAUAUAUAUGAUGAUAUUAACAAGUUGUUUGAAUCAAUUUCUCUUAAAUCUUCACCGAGGGAUUUGAGUAUUUCACAAGAUGGUUCCAGUCAUAAGCUGAAAAACACGUUAAAACAACCUAUGACAUUGGGUGUUCCUCGCUCGCCGCGAGUUGGGAGUUCUGAGAGUGUUAAUUUGAAGCAGGCAUUGAGAGACCUUUGUAUAUCUAAGGCAUCAGAAGUGGCUGCCAUGAAACGGUUAUCAAAGUCGACAGCUUCUCCGAGAGUUUCGGAGGUUGGGAGGAUUCAAACAUUGUAUAGUUCAGUUGUAGAUGAAGCUUGUGUUGAUGAAGGUAAAGGGCGUAGAGUGGAGAUAUCUCUAGUGUCAGAAAAAAGCAAGUCACCUUCCUUAAAUAAAGCUGGGUUUCAAUCACAGCUUGUUGUACCUGUUCAACCAGAAAAACAAACCUCGGCGUCUUUUCCAUCUACUUGUGUAUUAAAUACUGGACGGAAAGGUAGGCUGCAAACAGCAUCUUCUUCCUCUACUUCUGUAGAGGGCAGCACAGCUAAGAAACCGCCACACCGCGCCCCUCGCACAGUCAAAAUGGUCAUCAAGAACAAGAAUGUGAGUAAGAAGAAAGUGAAGGAGGAUUCAAAUUCUGCAUCAAAUGAAGUUAGCAAGUCUGUUUCUGGCUCAGCUCGGCUCGUUUGUGAAAGAUGUAGGUGUGUUUUGGAGAAUACAAGGGAAGAUGAAAGCCAAGAGAUUAUGGCCUUGGACUAUACUAGUCCUGGAACUGGAGUGAAAUCGAGUAAUGUGUACUCUGGUUUAGAUAAACCAGGUUUGGCAUCAACUAGUGGUAAUAUAAGCAAAGCAGUUGUAAAGGUGGAGAAGAUUCAGAAGAGCACCAAGUUGAAAGAGCAGUUUGAUUUUUCACAAAGCUCGAAGAGUAGUCAAGGUGAGUACAGUAGUAGUACUAGUACCAGUGACGAGAGCAACAUGAGUGGCUCAAGUUGUGGCACUAGGCCUCACAUGUCAAAGGAUGUUAGGUGGGAAGCCAUUCGACACGCUCAAAUGCAGCAAGGAGUCUUGGGCUUGAAACAUUUCAAUCUUUUGAAGAAACUUGGUUGUGGAGACAUUGGGACUGUAUAUCUUGCUGAACUAAUGGGCACAAGUUGCUUGUUUGCUAUUAAGGUUAUGGACAUUGAAUUUUUGGCAAGAAGGAAGAAAAUGCCUAGGGCUCAAACUGAAAGGGAAAUAUUAAGGAUGCUGGACCAUCCAUUUCUUCCCACAUUGUAUGUGCAAUUCACAUCAGAUAAUCUCUCAUGUUUAGUCAUGGAGUAUUGUCCAGGCGGAGAUCUUCAUGUUCUACGGCAGAAGCAGCUUGGUAGAUGUUUUUCGGAACUAGCAGCAAGGUUUUAUGUUGCUGAAGUCCUACUUGCUUUGGAGUAUUUGCACAUGCUUGGAGUUGUUUACCGUGAUCUGAAACCUGAAAACAUUCUUGUUCGAGAAGAUGGCCACAUUAUGCUCACUGAUUUUGAUCUGUCGUUGAGGUGUGCUGUUAGUCCAACACUUUUGAAGUCGUCUUCUGACGUUGACCCUGCAAAAGUUUCUGGUCUUAGUGCACAAUCAAGUUGCAUUGAACCAUUAUGCAUUGAACCUUCUUGUCAAGUUUCAUGCUUCAGCCCUAGAUUCCUACCUGCUGCUGCAAAAGCAAGGAAAUUAAAAGUUGAUAAUGUUGCCCGUGUCAGAUCACUGCCGCAGCUUGUGGCUGAGCCCACUGAUGCAAGAUCAAACUCAUUUGUUGGUACACACGAAUACUUGGCACCUGAGAUCAUCAAAGAAGAGGGACAUGGAGCUGCAGUUGACUGGUGGACAUUUGGUGUUUUUCUUUAUGAGCUUUUAUAUGGUAGAACACCAUUUAAAGGUUAUAACAAUGAAGAAACAUUAGCAAAUGUGGUCUUGCAAAGUCUUAGAUUCCCCGAUGACCCACUUAUCAGUUUUGAAGCUAAGGAUCUGAUUAGAGGGUUGUUAGUUAAAGAGCCUGAAAAUCGUCUGGGUUCAGAGAGAGGGGCUGCUGAGAUUAAAAAACAUCCCUUCUUUGAGGGUCUUAACUGGGCCUUAAUUCGAUGCGCAAUCCCACCAGAACUUCCAGAGUUUUGUGAUUUUGGAGUUUUAGACACGGCCUCACAAGGCAAGGGUGCUAAGUAUUUAGAGUAUAAUGUAGGAGAGCACGUGGAAUUCGAGUUGUUUUAGAGACACUGCUUGCUCUUGAGAGCGAAAUUCCUGUUUAUGGCUCCAUGAUCCAUAUUUGGAGAUAUAACUUAUAUGUAAGCCUAUUAGCAAAUUAGUGUUGAUUAUAUCACUUUCAAUGUAACAUGUAGAAACUAGGAAGUUAAGGUCUACAUCAACUUUAAAGUUAUCAAGAACAAAUAUUGAGAAUAAAAAAAAAACUAUUUGCUCAUGUCCAGAGGACAGAACAAGAUCUUGGCCA
Messenger RNA from Lathyrus oleraceus (garden pea), 2865 nucleotides. Its product is annotated as serine/threonine-protein kinase D6PKL2. Gene Ontology annotation, molecular function: protein kinase activity; ATP binding. Bases 264 to 2627 code for a protein of 787 amino acids. The transcript is spliced from 3 exons. NCBI's taxonomy places the organism in Eukaryota, Viridiplantae, Streptophyta, Magnoliopsida, Fabales, Fabaceae. Gene Ontology annotation, biological process: protein phosphorylation. The record is from RefSeq and is a predicted model, not a curated record.